UCUACACAUGUACAGUAUCCUUUUAUUAAGAAGUGCAAGCUUCUGAGUAAUGGAGGGCUUUAGGACCCAGCACUGGCUCUCGCACAGAAAGCAUAGACACUAGCGCAGUAGCAGGUCUCUCCACACACACACACACUCCCCCACCAGCACUGGAUACACACUAUACAUCCAUAUGCACUGCUCACCCUAAUAUACAAGACCUCCUAGACAGCUCCUAUUCACACCCAUAUUUAGCUUUCGGGGCUGUAUGCGGUGAUUCUCUGCUCAUCAGUGAGCAUCAAGCAGCAGUGCUGGCCUUCUCCUGGAUCAGGCUCCUUUCUGCUGGACCAAGAGCAGACAGCAAGUGUCAUCCAGCCAUCACAGGGAUGGAGAGAAGAGAUAGGGGGAUGUGUGAUGGAAGACAGGGGAGGUAGGGAGUGUGUCAGAGGGAGACAGAGGGUUAGAGACAAUAUUCGUGUCUAGAGAAGUGCAGGGAGUCAUCAGCAACACUGAAGCGGCAUGUCUCAAAUGAAGAGGAACACAUACAGCAGGACCACUAGCAGUGGCAGCAGCAGGAUGAGUUCUGAUGGAGGAGGACGGCCAGUGAAGGUGGGCUCUGUGGUGGAGGUGAUUGGAAAAGGUCAUCGUGGCACUGUGGCCUACAUUGGCAAUACACUCUUUGCAUCUGGGAAAUGGGUGGGAGUCAUCCUAGAGGAGGCCAGAGGCAAGAACGAUGGUACUGUGCAAGGCAAGCGCUACUUCACGUGCACUGAGAACCAUGGGAUAUUUGUGCGGCAGUCACAGAUCCAGUUGGUGGAUGAUGGCGCAGACACAACAUCACCUGACACUCCUGAAGCUGCCACAUCUAAAGUUCUAAAGAGGGAAAUUCUGGAGGCUCCCAAGUCCAAUAAAGUGCGAGGAGCCAAACCCAAAAAGACUCCUGCGCCUCGUAAGACUACGGUCAGGAGGCCGAAGGCGCGGGCAGGUGUUGGAGUAAAGGUGGGUUCUGGCUCGGCUUCGGCAGCAGAGAUGAGCAGCAGCGAACCCAGCACACCUGCUCAAACCCCACUAGCAGCUCCCGUUAUCCCCUCCCCUGUUGGGACGUCCCCUGUAGCGCCACCCAUCCCAGUGCCGAGCAAGGAGGAGGAGGCUCUACGGGCUCAGGUGAAAGACCUGGAAGAGAAGCUAGAGACACUGCGGAUGAAACGGGCUGAGGAUAAGGUCAAGCUGAAGGAGCUGGAGAAGCACAAGAUCCAGCUGGAGCAGCUACAGGAAUGGAAGAGCAAGAUGCAGGAGCAGCAAAACGAUUUGCAGAAACAACUCAAAGAGGCCAAAAAGGAAGCAAGAGAGGCUUUAGAAGCGAAGGAACAUUAUAUGGAGGAGAUGGCAGACACUGCUGAUGCUAUUGAGAUGGCCACUUUAGAUAAAGAGAUGGCUGAGGAGAGGGCGGAGUCUCUGCAGCAGGAGGUCGAUGCACUCAAAGAGAAGGUGGACGAACUGACCAUGGACCUGGAGAUCCUCAAACAUGAGAUAGAGGAAAAAGGCUCUGAUGGUGCAGCAUCUAGUUAUCAUGUAAAACAACUAGAAGAACAAAAUGGCCGUCUGAAGGAGGCCUUAGUGAGGAUGCGUGACCUGUCAGCCACUGAGAAACAGGAGCACUCAAAGCUGCAGAAGCAAAUGGAAAAGAAGAACUUUGAGCUGGAGACAGUGAGGAUGCAGAAAGAGAAAAUUCAAGAGGAAAUGAAGAUGGCGGAGAAGACCAUAGAUGAGCUUAAAGAACAGGUGGACGCAGCUCUUGGAGCAGAAGAGAUGGUGGAGACUCUAACAGAGCGCAAUCUGGACCUGGAAGAGAAAGUGCGGGAGCUCAGAGAGGCCGUCACCGACCUGGAGGCCAUUAAUGAGAUGAAUGACGAGCUGCAGGAGAACGCCAGAGAGACGGAGUUAGAGCUGAGGGAGCAGCUGGACCUGAGUGCCGCCAGUGUGCGAGAGGCUGAGAAACGCGUAGAAGCUGCGCAGGAGACUGUGGCAGAUUACCAACACACCAUUCUGAAAUACAGAGAGCUGACCGCCCACCUGCAGGAAGUGAACAGAGAGCUAAUGAAUCAGCAGGAGGCCACCGCUGAGCCGCAGCAGCCUGCCGAGAUCUUCGACUUCAAGAUCAAGUUUGCAGAAACCAAAGCAUAUGCAAAGGCCAUUGAGAUGGAGCUGCGUAAGAUGGAAGUGGCUCAGGCAAACAGACAGGUGGCUCUUCUCACCACCUUCAUGCCCGACUCCUUCCUGAGACACGGAGGGGACCAUGACGGCAUCCUUGUCUUGCUGCUCAUUCCCAGACUAAUCUGCAAGGCGGAGCUGAUCAGUAAGCAGGCGCAGGAGAAGUUUGAUCUGACCGAGAGCUGCUCUCAGAGACCGGGCAUGAGAGGGGCAGUGGGGGAGCAGCUCAGCUUUGCUGCCGGACUUAUUUACUCUCUGAGUCUGCUUCAGGCAACCCUACAUAAAUAUGAAUAUGCCCUUAAUCAGUGUAAUGUGGAGGUCUAUAAGCGUGUGGGUUCCCUUUACUCGGAAAUGUCUGUGCAUGAGCGCUCAUUGGACUUCCUCAUUGAUUUGCUGCACAGGGAUCAACUAGACGAAACUGUGAAUGUGGAGCCACUUACUAAGGCCAUUAAAUAUUAUCAGCACCUUUAUAGCAUCCAUCUAGCUGAACAGACAGAGAACUGCACCAUGCAGCUAGCUGACCAUAUAAAGUUUACCCAGAGUGCUCUGGACUGCAUGGCGGUGGAGGUGGGUCGUCUGCGUGCCUUCCUGCAGGCAGGAGAGGAAGAAACACUAUUUUCUGUGCUGCUUAAAGACCUGGACACUUCUUGUAGCGACAUUCGCCAGUUUUGCAAAAAGAUCCGCCGUCGCAUGCCAGGCACUGAUGCACCAGGCAUCCCUGCAGCUCUAAACUUUGGUCCUCAGGUGAGUGAGACCCUGGCAGAAAGCAGAAGGCAGCUGGCCUGGGUGAAUGCUGUGCUGCAGGAGGUGGCUGCAGCAGGAGCUCAGCUCAUUGCACCACUUAGUGAACAUGAGGGUCUGCCAACACUUAAACUGGAGGACAUGGCCUUCAAAGCAGCUGAACAGAUCUACGGCUCACAGGGUAUAAAUCCCUAUGAGUGUCUGCGCCAGUCCUGUAACGUCGUCAUCGCAACCAUGAAUAAAAUGGCCACUGCUAUGCAGGAGGGAGAGUACGACUCUGAGAAACCCCAGACUGGGUUGGCACCAGUGGAGGUGCGAGCAGCUGCACUGAGGGCAGAGAUCACUGAUGCCGAAGGACUUGGUUUAAAAUUGGAAGACAGAGAGACGGUCAUCAAGGAGCUCAAGAAAUCCCUUAAAAUAAAGGGUGAGGAGCUGAGUGAGGCCAACGUGCGUCUGAGUCUUCUAGAGAAGAAGCUGGACAAUGCAUCAAAGGAUGCAGAUGAACAAGUUGAGAAAAUCCAGACCGUACUGGAUGAGACGCAGUCACUCCUAAAGAAGAAGGAGAAGGAAUUUGAAGAGACCAUGGAUGCUCUGCAGGCUGACAUAGAUCAACUUGAGGCAGAAAAGACGGAGCUGAGACAACGGAUAAAUAGCCAAUCAAAGAUGACCAUCGAGGGACUCAGAGGAAGUCCUGCAUCUGGCAUUGCAUCCAUUGUGACUGGUGUCACAACUGAGGAUCAGAAAGGUGCUGUAGGAGUGUGUGCUGCAGGAGGGGUGCAGGUGAUAGAUUCGCCGCUGUUGACGCAACAGAUUGAAGCUCAGAGACUCGGCAUAAAGCGCCUGAAGAAUGAAAACAACAUCCUAAAGGCCGAAAAGAUGCGUGCUCAGUUAGCCUCGCUCCCUCCACUAAAUGUGUCUAAGUUGAGCUGGCGUGAGGGCUGUAGACCAGAGGUCCUAUCCAGCGCUCUCUAUCGCAAAACAGACCAACUCCUGGAAACCCUGCUGCAGAUGAGUGCCAAUGUCAAAGUCGUAGACAUCACUGGAAAAUCUCCAGUGAGUCCCAGUGCGCAGCUUCUCGAGCAGACAGCAAGGCUGCAGUCUCUCAGUGAGACUCUUGAUAGGCUCAAGGAUGAAGUGGCGGAGCAUGUGGUUUCUCAGAGACCUGGAGCUCAGGCUUCGUCUGACUUCGCUACUUUCCCAUGCACCUCAUUUGUAAAGGCUAAGGAGGAGAAGAUGAGAGACAAAGUGUUGGUUGGUCGUGUGAUGGUGCCUUGUGCUCGGGGUCAGGAGCAGAUUCACCGGCUUGUUCUCUCUCAGCACCAGCUGCAGAGAGUGCAUCGUCUUCUUCAGACUUAAACAUAACUAUCAGCAAGAACAAGCCCUGCCGCCGCUUUCCUGAAAAACCUAGAUGCCGGUCACCUGUACCAUCAAAAAGGAUCUGCAUGACAUUUGGGAAUCUGGCCAAAUCAUGAAACGCAGUGACCCGAUUGGGAAAUGUUUCUUUGCCUUGCCAUUUUCACAGCCUAUGACACACAUGCUCCUACUGAGGUGGAAGGUAUUAACUGCUACAGUUAUACAAAACUCUAUUAAUUUACUUGAUGUCUAUGAAAAUAUAUAAUAGUGACAUAAUUUAAUAUAGAUUCGAUUCAUUUGGACAAAAUUCAUAGAUGCUGCCUUUUACCUUAAUAGGAUGACAUCAUUUACUUGCUGAAUGUGUUUGAUUUUUAAAUUGAUCUGAUUGUUAAUACUUAAGCUUCUAGGUGUAUUUAAAUAUUUUAGACGAUAGGUUCUCCAAAACAAUAAACAUCUCAUUUUAGAACGUUUUAAAAUUCUGAUGCUCUGAUAUAAGACUAAUACAAGCAGUCAUAAUGAUGUGCUAAAAAAUUACUUUUGUUCAGAAGAAUUAAUUUAACUGUGCCUGAUUUUUGAAGUGGCCCACUGCAUAAGUCUAUCAUGAGCUAUGGAGAUGAAGGGAUCAGGCGACAGGGGAAAAUGGUUUUAGGGUACCACCAUCCACUGGCAUUAAAUAAGGCAGACAGCAGAAAAGCAUGUACUGUAUUAUAGGAAAUUCAUUUCAGCUUUUAAAACAUGUACUGUAAAAGCAAUUUAAUUAGUAUAUGUAAACCAUCGCAGAAGUUUUAAAUACGUCACGUAUGGUUGGUUUAAAUAAGAGGCUAAACAUUUGAUGCUGUCCAUGAAGAACAGGCGUGGUAUUAAGACAAUUUAAGAUUAAGACUAAUUCCUAAUAUGUAAACCAAAGCUGUUGAAAUGUGCUACACUUUUCUGUGAACAGGAAGUUCAUUGUAGAGAAAGUCUGAGCUUUAACAUCCCAGAGAUUCGCACUCAUUAUAAAGUAUGGCAGUCAUUCAUUAUUUCAGGUGGAGGAGGAGGAGGGGUGGUUGGCAGAGGACAAUUUGCACAGUAUUUGCUUAAAUGUCAAUAUUCAAGUGGUCUUACCUAGUCAAUGUUGUCUUAAGUUAUUAACCUAUUUAUUAUGUAAAAUGCCUAAUGUUGCUUACUCUGACAUCGUCGUGAAGAAUGUGUGAAACGUCUGAAUA
Messenger RNA from Clarias gariepinus (North African catfish), 5489 nucleotides. It is a transcript of the gene dctn1b, whose product is annotated as dynactin 1b. Gene Ontology annotation, biological process: nuclear migration; establishment of mitotic spindle orientation. Bases 499 to 4287 code for a protein of 1262 amino acids. Gene Ontology annotation, cellular component: spindle pole; microtubule associated complex; kinetochore. The record is from RefSeq and is a predicted model, not a curated record. The transcript is spliced from 31 exons. NCBI's taxonomy places the organism in Eukaryota, Metazoa, Chordata, Actinopteri, Siluriformes, Clariidae.